AUGUUGGACAUCUUGGCAGAUCAUAUCUCUCCCUCUCCACUCCGUGAGCAACUCUCAUCCGUUUUCGGGUCCAUUUCCUUUGCAUGCUGGCUCAUUUUGAUGGUUCCACAGCUCGUUGAACAAUGGCGCCUCAAAACAGUAGAGGGCAUUUCACCUUUCUUCUUGCUGAUGUGGGCAUCCGGUGACGUCUUUAACUUUCUAGGCGCAAUUUGGGGCGGUCUCUUACCUGAAGUCAUUCUAAUUGCCUUUUGGUUCUUGUUUGCCGAUUUUGGAACCUUGGCUUUCUAUUUUUACAUCUCCAAAUACUACGACCAUGCCAAACAUGGGAAACACGGGAAACUUCACCAUCAUCAUCUCAAUCAUAGCAACACAGAGGUUGUUGAAUCGACACCUUUAAAUGUGCCCGGCGAUCUGGAAUACGGCGUCCUUGGAGAUGACAGUGGCAUUCAUCAUAGCAAUGCCACUGAUGACCACCACAACAUUGAUAACCACAACCAUAAUCAUCAUCAUCAUCAUAAUGAAAGACGCAAAUCUUCUACUAUAGAAGACGUCGUCUAUGAACCAGAGAGACAUUCCGUAUUUGUCAGAAUCGUGCUCCCGCUGUUGCUUGUCAUUGCUGCUGGCACUUUUGGCUCGAUAUUGUCUCCAAACGCUUCCGUUUCCUCCCUGACAAAUGGUUCGUCCACUGCUACUGCCAAUGAUCUGGUUCCGCAAAUCUGUGGUUAUUUGUCCGCAAUACUGUAUCUCACUGCAAGAUUCCCGCAGAUAUACCACAACUACAAGAAACAGUCUACGGAAGGCCUCUCUCUACUUUUCUUCCUCUUGACUAUGCUGGGCAACAUCACCUACAGUUUGCAGAUCUUCGCAUAUAGCACCGAUCCCCAAUACAUCAUGCUAAACAUGAGCUGGUUGCUCGGGUCUGCAGGGACCAUCGUAGAAGACCUCAUCAUCGUGGCCCAGUUCUACAUGUAUAGAAACAACCACAAUCUAUAG
Molecule: messenger RNA, 993 nt
Organism: Pichia kudriavzevii
Lineage: Eukaryota; Fungi; Ascomycota; Pichiomycetes; Pichiales; Pichiaceae
Exons: 1
Coding region: 1-993 (330 amino acids)
Biological process (GO): basic amino acid transmembrane export from vacuole
Cellular component (GO): fungal-type vacuole membrane
Source: RefSeq, a predicted model, not a curated record